ACAAGGAAGGCUCCAGUGAGCACUGAACAUCCCAGCGCAACAUUUCUUUCACUGUCUGAUCUCUCCGAUCUUAUCUGAUAGUCACUCGGAGUAAGUGGAUGUAUGCCAUGCAAGUUCUUCAUCUUUCAACUCUUCUGGUGGUGGUGAUGCUUGCAAGGGCACGCCAGCAUUUGUUGCCAGGAUCCUGCAGCUUCGAGAGUGACACAUGUGGCUACACAUCAGAUCCGGUCCAUGGUCCCUGGACUGUGAACAUGGAAGGACGCUUCAUAGCUGCAGACUCCUCACUUAUGGGCGCGGCUGACAAGGCCAUUUUGGUUAGCCCUGAGCUUGAAGUGUUUGAAUGGAGCUGCUUACGUCUUGUCUACCAAAUUGCUGGGACAGGCUCACUUCAGGUCCACUUACGCCCCGACGGUGAGAACUUCGACCACUUGCUGUGGACGGUGGACAAACCCUCGGACAGCUGGUUAAUAGCCAGUGUGGACCUCCGCAAAUUUUCCAGAGCCUACCAGCUUUUAAUGGAUGCCAGGCCUCAAAAAGGGAGUGGAAACAGUAUUGCUAUCUUUGAAAUUCAUAUCAUACCCGGUUACUGUAUAGAGUGUAACUUUGAAGAAGAUCAUUUAUGUGGCUACAGAAACCAGUGGAACCCCAAUGUGAACUGGUUAAUGGGAGGAAGCCUCGCUCGAGACCCGCUAGCCAAGUACCCAUAUGACAACACCAUAAACAAUGAAAGAGGUCGCUUCUUGUAUGUCAGCUCACUUUACACCAAGGAGUUUCAAGAGGUGGCACAACUCAUGUCACCAAUGAUCACUGUUCCCAUGUCUGGCUGCUUGUCCUUCUACUACCAGAGGAACCAAUCCAGGGGAAACCUCUUCUCCGUGUUCACCAGAGACCUGCUGGGCCACUACGAGGAGAUUUGGAGGCCAGAUGUGUAUGCCACGACCACCUGGAAAUUAGUGCAGGUGGACAUUAAGGUUCACCAUCCAUCAGAGGUGGUGUACGAGGUAGCAUUCAACAGUCCUAGCGGCGGCUACGUAGCUGUGGAUGACAUCGCCUUUUCUCCUGAGUUCUGCCACAACCUAACACAGCCCAUCUUUGACCCCUCCGUGGCUAACUGUGAUUUUGAGGAGGACCUGUGUCACUAUUAUCAGGAACAGUUUGGAGGAGCUGUGUGGAACAGAGUAUCUGUCAGACCAAAUGUCUACAGGAUCGGGGACCACAGUAAUGGCGAGGGGUGGUUCCUCCUGGCCAACACCCGUUUCAGAUCCCGUUCGGGUUAUGUGAGCCGCCUGCAUGGGCCCUUUCUGCCAGGGAACCACAAAUAUUGUCUCAGGUUCUAUUACGCCCUGCACGGCUUAUGGAAGACUGACAACACCCUGGCCCUGUAUGUCUACGAUGAGCAUAAUGUAGCUCAGGCUAAGAUCUGGUCAGUGCCUGAAAGUUCCAGAGAUGUGUGGACGGAGGUGGACGUUACGUAUCAGAGGCCAAUGCCAACUAAGAUUGUGUUCGUCAGUAUCUGCAGAAGCUUCUGGGACUGUGGGCUUAUAGCUCUGGAUGACAUCAAGGUCACUCUUGGAGACUGUAGCAUCACACCAGGUCCUUUGAAACCACCAGCAGGACACUGCUACUUUGAGACAGGAGACUGUGGAUAUACUCAGGAAAAAAGGAGUAAGAAAGCGCAGUGGUUACGAAACAGGGGCCCAACACCUACAUCUUACACAGGGCCCAAGGCGGACCAUACCUUAGGGGUAGGGUACUACAUGUAUAUAGAGGCUUCCAACAUGUUGCCUGGGAACUCGGCACGGUUGGUGACGCCGGAGCUACGGGGUUCAUUUAGGACACAGUGUGUCACCUUCUACUACCACAUGUAUGGUACUGGAACGGGCGUCCUCAACGUCCUGCUGAGACAGAAGGGCGAAGUAAAAGAGACACUUCUCUGGAGCCGAAAAGGAGAGCAGAGUAUCUCCUGGAUGAAGGCUAAAGUGGAUUAUGACUGCUCUACCAAGCACAAUAUUAUAUUUGAAGCCAUCAGAGGCCCUUCAUUAAGAAGUGACAUUGCCAUUGAUGACAUUGUUUUCCAGACGGGUACAUGUGAAGAUCUUGGAGACAGUUUUUCCUACUCAGGCUUUUCUGAGGACUUCAAUGAGAUUGAAUACUGAGCAAGGCGCUGGAAUACUGUAUUCUGUUGUUGCAUCUUGUUGCUUUGCAUGACCAAACUGAGAGACCCGUUUCAUUGGUUUUCUCAGUGGAAAGCCUUCAUGGACACAAUAUCGACGAAAUUUUUACAUGUCGCAAGAACAGCUUGGAAACUUUGGUAUUUUAUAAAUCUAGCUUAGCAGUUCUUAAAUUAGAAAUGCGUUUUGUAUUUUAAAUGAGCAGUUUGUAAUUUUCCAGCCCUUUGCUUGCCUGCAAGAAUAACUGCAACAGAAAUGGAAAUUUUGACAGAAGCCUUAUUCUCACUGUUAAAACUGCUUGGUGAGCUGCAUUUUAAAGGCUAAACAGCUCCAUAGGGCAAGAGAAUAAAACAUAUGAACAGAAAUCUGAUGUCUAUUCCUUGACACUAGUUUAAUCAGUUUCUCAAAGGUAACUUUGAAAGGCGGUAAUUAUUAGACCUAGAAGCACUUUCAUGCAUCGCAGACCACACCUUUGAUCCUUUUCUUAUUUGACAUCACCCAGCAUUUUUGCCUUUAUAAUUUUUUUUAUAAUACUGAACAGUAAUACUAACUUCAUGUUGACACUGUGUAUUUAUACCGAACAAAACUGUAUUGUAAUGUAUUGUAUUGUUUGUAUGGUCACUGAUGUCAUGUUGUAUUGUGUCAGGCGGUUUUAUUUUGAUUAACGAGUCAGUUCAAAAAUGUUAUCAUUUAGUUUUCUUUUGAUAAGUUAAUAAGUUGUAUGUUUUUUGUGGUAUCAUUUCCA
Molecule: messenger RNA, 2916 nt
Organism: Clarias gariepinus (North African catfish)
Lineage: Eukaryota; Metazoa; Chordata; Actinopteri; Siluriformes; Clariidae
Gene: mamdc2a
Product: MAM domain containing 2a
Exons: 14
Coding region: 99-2156 (685 amino acids)
Biological process (GO): nervous system development
Cellular component (GO): membrane
Source: RefSeq, a predicted model, not a curated record